AUGCAUAAAUCACUCUCCCUCGUCUCCCGCCAGUUCUUUUCCCUUACCAACCGCCUCCGCACCGACCUCGCCGUUCUCGACCCUGUCCGCCCUCUCCUUCCCACCCUCCUCCGCCGUUUUCCCAACCUGACGACCAUCAAAAUCACGCGCUACUUCACGGGUGACAUCAACGCGCUCCUCUCCCAAAUUGCUUUGUUCGACCUACCCUCACUCCGUUCCCUUGACCUGUCCCACCAACCCACCUUCCCUUCACAUGGGUUGCAACAAUUCUCCCAAAAGUUUCCAACUUUGAAGUCACUCAACUGUUCCUUCAUGCCUCAGGAUUUGGGCUUAAUUGUCGAAUGCUUCCCGAGCCUAGAAGAAAUCGAUGUGAAUUUCCCUCCGUGUGAUGAGAUAACAGAUUAUUCCCGUGUAAAGGCCUUUGCUUCAGAGCUUAAGAAGCUUAGAAAGGUGAAUGUUUCAGUUUUUUUAUUAAAAAAAAAAAUUUUUUAUCAAAAUAAUAGUCCCAAACAAGCAUUAAGGAAAAUAACUCACAUUGCUAACGCGAUCCGUCAGAGAUCCCAAUUGAGGUCUUUGGCUUUUAGCGGUUCGCAUGAUAAGAUUUCGGAGUUCAUUGAUGCAUUGGUAAAUUUGAAGGGUUUCACUUGUCUUGAUCUGUCUUGUUUGCGUAUAUCUGACGAGGUCUUGUGUGCUGUUGCGGAAGAAGGCCUUCCCUUGAGGAAACUCUCUCUGCAGUGCUGUAAGGGAUAUGGAUACCAUGGGAUUUCUCGCUUGUUGAGAAAGUGUAACCAUUUGCAUUAUUUAGAUCUUGAGGGCACAGAUUUUCUGAAUGAUCAGCGGGUGGAGCUUCCAGAAACUCCAUACUUUAUAGCAAAACAAGCAGAAAACUCAUUGAAAAAAGAUCGUCCUUCAUGCUUCUUCAUUCAAAGAGAUGUCUAUCUGAAUCACCACGACCACGUCGAGUUGCAUUCUCUGCCGGGAGAGGAACUUUCCUCCGGCAUCCCUGAAAACAUGCUAGGAUUCAUCGCGCGAUCGCGGCUCAAGAUUCUAAGCUCAAGCAACGGUUUACUUCUUUGUCUUCAUCCAACAGAAUUAUUUAUCAUCAAUCCAGCAACUUGUUACCUUUUACACAUUCCCCUCCCCAACCACUUGCAGCAGCGAGAGAAUCUUUAUAGUGUCUCCAUGACACUGGAAUGCGACUCUGAUAAUUACAGGUUGAUUCUUUUUGACAAUGAAGAGUGGAGUUCACAUUUUGAUUGCCAUGUUUAUAGUCAUAAACAAGGUGUUUGGAGCUUAAGGAAGAACCGUUUCUUUGCUUGAUCUAGGAAUUUGAUAUUUGACAUGCCAGUGAUUUGUAAUGGCGCCAUUCACUUCAUCUCGGGUUGCUACAGUUAUCUUACUGAAGAUAGCACUUAUUUUAGGCCUUAUAUCAUGUCUUAUGAAAUCACAAACGGCAAUGAUGAAAAUGAAAGCGUUGAAACCAAGUUUUUAAGGGUUCCUAAAGAAGCAAGAAGGGGUUCUCAUGAUAACAGUUGCCAUAUGAAUAUUUUCAAAUGGGGAGAAGUUGCUGGCUAUCAAACUAUUUGCUUAGUUAGAUUGAGAAAGCGUGUGUUUACGGUUUGGAUUCUAACAAACUAUGAAUCGAGUUCAUGGAGAAGGAUCAUGAAGGUGAGAGUGAAAGGAAUGGGUUUAGUGGAACAGAACCCUGUGAUUAGAGGCUUUACUGUUUUGAAUGGUAAUCUUGUUUUUGCUACGGAAAAGAAGGUCUACACAUAUGGUUUAACUAGUGAGAAAUAUAUGGUGCUCUCGGAAAUUUGUGACCA
This is a messenger RNA of Arachis ipaensis, 1823 nucleotides long. The record is from RefSeq and is a predicted model, not a curated record. Lineage: Eukaryota; Viridiplantae; Streptophyta; Magnoliopsida; Fabales; Fabaceae.